Molecule: messenger RNA, 483 nt
Organism: Cryptomeria japonica (Japanese cedar)
Lineage: Eukaryota; Viridiplantae; Streptophyta; Pinopsida; Cupressales; Cupressaceae
Exons: 3
Coding region: 42-305 (87 amino acids)
Source: RefSeq, a predicted model, not a curated record
CCCAAAUAUCAUCUGUGGUGUUUAUUUCAUUAAAGUCAAUCAUGGGGCGCUGGAUGAAACCAGAGGUAUAUCCACUUGUAGCAGCCACAAGUGUAGCUGUUACUAUGUGUGUAUUCCAAUUGGUUCGGAAUUUGGUAACAAAUCCUGAUGUCAGAAUUUCAAAAGAAAAUCGUCACACUGAAGUUCCAAAGAAUUGGGAAGAGGGAAAGAGAUAUGCAGAAAAUGGAAUGAGAAAAUUUGUGCGCAAAAGGGCUCCUGAGGUUAUGCCUUCUAUGACCUCACUCUUCCAUAGCACAUCUAAGUGAACGUCAAAUAUCAAUGAAUCAAAUCCUUGAUGCUACAAAUGUUUGUGUCUUUGGUGUGUAAUGUAUAAUAACGUUGUGAAGCAUCUCACUGUGAUGCAAAGCUUGGAAAAUAAAUGUUAGUAGGUAGCUGUUUGUAACAUAGGGUUGCAAAUAUAUUAUUAUAAAAAGACAUUGUUUA